AUGUCGGCUACAAUUGAUAAUCGAGUUUACGAUGAACUGGAAGCUCUAGAAGCCAUUUUGAUCGAAGAUUUUGCUGUUAAGCAUGAAGACGGUGUGCCUAGAAUCAUUGAAACUGUAGUACACCCUUCAACGGGAGAUCAAAUCGAUCAACAGUACGUGUGCUUGACUUUAGAAGUCAAGUUGUCUCCUGAUUAUCCCGACACUAUCCCAGAGGUGUUCCUCAGGAACCCCCGCGGCCUGGAUGACAAGUUGUUGAACAACAUUAAUUCAAGAAUCAAAAAUAAAUUGGAUAGACAUAUCGGCAAUCCAAUUGUUUUUGAACUGAUAGAGAUUGUUCGUGAGUAUCUAACAGCGUGCAAUCUACCCCGUGGGCAAUGUGCGAUUUGUCUCCACGGUUUCGUGAAGGGGGAUGUGUUCGUGAAGACGCCAUGCUACCAUCACUUCCACAGCCACUGUUUCCACAAGCACCUCGUAAACAGCAGGAAAUAUUAUGAAGAAGAGAUGGACAAACUUCCGAACUGGCAACGAGCUCAAGCACCGGAAUAUCAGCAAACUUGUCCAGUUUGUCGCAAUGUUGUGUCCUUCGAUGAGAAGGUUCUAGAACAAGCUCCGCCACCAGUUGAAUCUCUGGAUGCACCUCCCUUCCGUUUAACUCCAGAGAUGAAGGCUCUGCAGCGUAGUAUGUCUGAAGUAUUGGAGCGUCAGAUUGCCCGAGGUGGAGUUGUAGGAAUGGGUGAUGAUGGCCCACCACUACUUACUAUUACCACAUCAGCUGAUAAGGAAAAGGCUUCCACAAGUGGAACUCAAGGGGCAAAGGCCGAGGCGAACCGCGCUGUACCGAGUACUUCAGCUGAGAACCCUGAGAAGGCCCAGCCUUACAGUGGACCAUACCGUAUUUGUGUGAAGCGGCUUCAAUCGUCGCGGGAAGCCCGGACGAGGACGUCGUGGGCGCGGCGCUCCGCGGUGACCCGCUUGCCGUCGCCGGACGCCCCCCGCCGCCUAGCGCGCCCACCCGCGCUACACCCGCCCGCAUGA
Molecule: messenger RNA, 1035 nt
Organism: Danaus chrysippus (African queen)
Lineage: Eukaryota; Metazoa; Arthropoda; Insecta; Lepidoptera; Nymphalidae
Source: the annotation of a GenBank genome assembly